This is a messenger RNA of Bactrocera oleae (olive fruit fly), 3653 nucleotides long. Its product is annotated as CDGSH iron-sulfur domain-containing protein 3, mitochondrial. Gene Ontology annotation, cellular component: mitochondrion. Lineage: Eukaryota; Metazoa; Arthropoda; Insecta; Diptera; Tephritidae. The record is from RefSeq and is a predicted model, not a curated record. Gene Ontology annotation, molecular function: 2 iron, 2 sulfur cluster binding.
ACACAAUGCAACACCACCGCAUAUCAAAAUUCGUUAAUAAAAAUAUAUAUGUUGUCAUAUGUAUAUUUUAAGCAAUAAUGAUGGAUAAUAGUAUAUUUAUCUACAUACAUGUAUAGUUUUCCAACAAAUCACAUUUGUUCGAAAACUCCGAAAAAUAGGAAAAGUAAAAUGUAUUUUCUGAAACUAAGUGGCAACUAAAACGAUCAGCUGUAAAAUCACUAAAUUGUCAAAAGCUAAAACGGAAUAGGUUAUAAAACAAUUUCAAGUUAAUUUAGUGAAAGGAAUAUUCUUUUAGUUUUAUUUAAAUUAGCAAAAUGUCGAUUUUUAUAAAAAGUGUGCGUGCUCAAAGGGUUUUAAUGCACCGGAUGUACGCUUCCUCUAAGUCGUCAGUUCCAGCUAGCAGUACGGAAGUUAAAACAAUUCCGAAAAACUUACUCGAGGGUAGUCAAACUUCUCACCUACAACCCGAAAAUGGUGCAAUUUUCGACAAAAAACCAUUUAAACUACACCUGGAAGCAAAUAAAACUUACAGCUGGUGUUUGUGCGGAAAAUCGAAGAGCCAACCUAUUUGUGACGGUAUGCACAAAAAUGAAUUCUUAAAAAUAAAAUUAAGGCCUGUAAGAUUUCAAGUUGAAAAAACGGGCGAUUACUGGCUGUGCAAUUGUAAGCAAACGAAGCAUCGUCCCUUCUGCGAUGGCACACACAAGCAACCUGACAUUCAAGCUGCUGUACGUUAAACUGGCGGAAAAUAGCACAAACAGUGUAAUCAAGUUGUUUAAGGAAUAUUUACCUUUGUUAAAGUGUAUGCAUUUCAAAAAAAUUAUUGUUUAAAUAACAGCAAAUGUUCCAAGUCAAUAAAAAUAUUAUUAAAAUUCGUUUUUAAUACAAGCAACAGUUUGAUAUAUAUAUUUCUCUUUUAUAUGUUGUAUAUGCCGUUAUACAUAUAUAUUUUUAUGAAUAUGCUGUAGUCCAAUAUUUUUACAUAUAUUACGAAGUAUGCACUAUACAUAUUAUUUGAUUGUAUUUUACCAACGCUUAAAUACUGAAUAAUAUUGUGUCGAUGAAAAACUCUGAUAUGCGAACUUUAAUCUGUCUAUUUAAUUAAAGUAUGUGUAUUUUAACAAAUGUUUAACGUAAUAUUUACAAAAUUUAUUUUGUGAUAUUCACCACAGCUAAUAACAGGAAUACGAAAAAUUUUAACAUACAUUCAAACAAUUCUGAUGAUUAUUUUGGAUAUGUAGUUCAUGUAGAUACUUUAAAAUGUUUACAUGUAUACAUUCACAUACAUAUCGGCGUUAUAAAGCGUUUUACAAUAAGUAAAUGUGUGUAAAUAUUUAUAUAAAAUAGAUUGGAGUUCGUUUCAUUAGUAAAUGUCGUCAGCAGAUGUGGAAACAACGUUUUAUUUGGAUAUAGUGAUAUGUUAACCCAACCUUAUGUUGGCGUUUUAACGUCAUUGAAGGAUACAUGUAUUUCCCUAAACAAUUUCAAAUCCGAAGAACUUAGUUGUAUCAAUCAUUUUUACAACUUUCGUAGGCUAAUAUAAUUACAACUGGGCCAUUAAACUAUAUGAGCAAAAACUAUAUAUAUGUAUAUGAAUUUAACAGCUUAAUACACGAUAUCAAUGCCAACUCUACCCAUCACAGCAUUGUAAACCCAUAAUAAAUAUUUAUAUCAAGCACUUCAUAGUUCUCUAAGUUACAUUUGCUAAAUUAUGUAGAGCUAACUUCACACUAAUUCAUUUUACCAGCAAUUUAUUAACUAUUUAUUUCAUUUUAGUCGGCAUAAUCGUUGAAUUUCUCUUUGAACCGAUUAUCAACAAACGAAAAUUUGUUUGCACAAAAUUCUAACACAAUGUGGUGGUCCAUUUGCAUAUUGUAGUGGCUAUUGUUAUUUUUUAGCGUCGUUUGCUUUUUGAAAAGCUCAAACCUGAAGCAAAUAAAAAGACAAGAACAAACACAAAAAUACAUUUUAAUAAAUCAUUUUAUAAAUGGGCGUAACGGCAAUGUGCUUUCAAACACCCAGCAACUAAUUAAUGCCAUUGCCAUAAAAUGCUUUGAAAAUAGGAAAAUUCGAAUUAAUUACAUACAUAUUUAAGAAUACAAUCUAAUUACCCUAAAAUGCUUAGUAAUACCGAAAAACUAAUUAUACCCUCAACAGGGUGUAUUAAGUUUGCCAAGAAGUUUGUAACACCCAGAAGGGAACAAAAAGUAUACAUAAUUGAUCAGCAUGACGAGCCGAGUCGAUUUAGCCAUGUUCAUUAGUUCUAUUCACUCAGUUUAUGAGAUAUCGAUUUUAUUUUCCACACGUUCUUUUCACCCCAAGAAGCUGCUCACUUGUCGAAACCGCCUACAUAUAUCGGACCACUAUAGCAUAUAACUGUCAUACAAAUUGAUCGAUCAAAAUCCAGUCCUUGUAUGGAAAACUUUUUAUUUGACGAGAUAUAUUCACGAAAUUUGGCAUAAAUUAAUGUCCAAGGCAACGGUACGUUCUUCAAAGAAAUUGAUCGAUUCAACACAGCAUAUAGCUACCAAUCAAACCGCCCGAAUUUAUUUACGAAUAAAUUAUAGCUUCGGUGCAACCGAAGUUAACGUUUAUUUUCUUGUUUUAAAUUGGUUAUAUACAUAAUAGUUUUAAUAUUAUCUUACAAAUGGGAGGUUAAAGUUAAAGUUGUUUGUCGGUACCCGAAUCAGGCGGGUGAUACGUUACUCGAUCUCUUCGGCUAUAGAUAAUGAGAUCAGAAAACUUUCAAUUGCGGAUUUGAAGAUUUGACCAAGCUUAUCACUAAACUAACUAUGAUACAUUCACUAUGUCCAUAUUAUAAAAUUUCUGUAAAUCAAAGUAGUUCUACAAAGAACAAACUUUGGCUUUACCCAAAGUACAAUUUCUCGUAUUGCAAUAGAAGUCUAAGAAAUAACUAAAUUAAGCAAUUAGCCUCGAAAAUAAAAAUAAAAUAAAUGCAAAUGGAUAUUUUAGAUUCUCUAAUUCUGAUGAGUUUUGGAAUUAACGCAAUUUAUUUUUACUAACUAAAAUCAUAAAAAGCAUAAGCAACUUGAAUACGGUUGGUUUUUAUUUCAAAAAUAAAAUAACGGCACAAAUUAUAAAUAACUAUGUAUGUAAUGUUUAUGCGAGAUAGCAAACAUGAUAGUGUAGUAAACAUGCACUAGUGAUUUUAACGAUUUAAAAGAAUAGACGAAAAAGAAAGAGAAUUCUGAAAACUAACUUUGCAAAAAUGCAAUUGUGUGUACGAAAUUUAUGUUGCGAAAUUAUGUUUCUUUAGUUUUCGUUUGUUCUACGAACUAACUUAAGCGCACAAACCAACAGAAAACAAAUACAAUUUUUGUAUAAUCAAUUUGAAAUUAUUAAGCUUGGUCGAAAAGUAAAUUACGACAAGUAAAAGACAGUUUAUUCUAUAAUCAGCAAUGAAAAUUAAUACGAAUACAUAAAAUAAUUAAAUAUUGAAGCAAAAAUUAGUAUGUCUUUUAAAUUUAGUCACCAAUUGCUCGCAAGAAAAUGUUUGGCUACAGUGGAAAAUACUAUAGGAUCAAAUCUACAUCUACUAUAAAGUAUAUAAACAUGAGUAUUAAUACAACAGUUGUGAACUUCAAUUCCUCACGCUUUCACUGUGCGGCUGCAAUAAAGAACACUGAAACUAA